ACCCUGAAUAUUCAACCAUGAUGCUGGGGCUUUGGACUGUCACUCUUCUCCUGCUGGGCACAGUCAUAGGAAAGGAAAUCUGCUAUGGUGAUCUUGGAUGCUUUCCAGAUGAUGACCCUUGGGGUGGAAUAUUAAUAAGGCCUCUUAAGGUUUUACCCUGGAGUCCAGAAACAAUCAACACCCGCUUUCUGCUCUACACAAAUGAAAAUCCAAACUCCUUCCAAAUACUCCGAACAUCAGAACCAUCCACCAUUGAGUAUUCCAAUUUCAAAACAGACAGGAAGACUCGUUUCAUUAUCCAUGGCUACAUAGACAAUGGAGAAGACAGUUGGCUGUCAGAGAUGUGCAAGAAUAUGUUUCAAGUGGAGCAGGUGAACUGCAUCUGUGUAGACUGGAAAGGAGGCUCACAAACUACUUAUAGCCAGGCUGCAAACAACAUCCGUGUGGUGGGGGCUGAAGUCGCUAAAAUGAUUAAAGUUCUUUCGACUGACUAUCAAUAUCCACCUUCUGAAAUUCACAUCAUUGGCCACAGUUUGGGAGCUCAUGCAGCUGGAGAGGCUGGGCAAAGGACACCUGGUCUGAGCCGAAUUACAGGGCUGGAUCCUGCAGAGUCUUCUUUUGAAGGUGCCCCAGAGGAAGUUCGAUUGGAUCCCAGUGAUGCUCUGUUUGUUGAUGUGAUUCACACUGAUGCGGCUCCUUUGAUCCCUAAUUUGGGUUUUGGAACAACUCAACCAGUUGGUCAUCUCGAUUUCUUUCCAAAUGGAGGAGAGGAAAUGCCUGGGUGUAAGAAGAACAUCCUCUCACAGAUUGUAGACAUAGAUGGCAUCUGGUCUGGAACUCGGGACUUUGUGGCUUGUAAUCACUUGAGGAGCUACAAAUACUACUCUGAUAGCAUCCUGAACCCUGAUGGUUUUACUGCAUUCCCCUGUGCUUCCUAUAAGGCUUUUACAGCUGGAUCAUGCUUCCCCUGUCCAGAUACAGGCUGUCCACAAAUGGGUCACUAUGCUGAUAAAUAUGCUGGGAAAACGAGUCAAGAAGAACAAAAAUUCUUUCUGAACACUGGAGAUGCAAGUGACUUUGCUCGAUGGAGAUACAAGGUAUCUGUCACUCUAUCUGGAAGAACAGUGAUUGGCCAGGUAAAAGUUGCUUUGUAUGGAAGUAAUGGAAACACCAGACAAUAUGACAUCUUUAAGGGACUGCUCAAAAAAGAGUCUAUUCACUCCAGUGAGAUCGAUGUAGAAGUCAAUGUUGGAACACUGGAAAAAGUUAAAUUUCUGUGGAGUAACAAUUUUAUCAACCCAAUCUUCCCCAAAGUGGGAGCCUCAAAGAUCACUGUGCAAACAGACGAUGGCAAAGAGUAUAAGUUCUGCAGUGAAGAGACUGUGAAAGAAGAUACUUACCUCACUCUUACUCCCUGUUAA
Trichosurus vulpecula (common brushtail) is the source of this 1421-nucleotide messenger RNA. RefSeq names its product inactive pancreatic lipase-related protein 1-like. Lineage: Eukaryota; Metazoa; Chordata; Mammalia; Diprotodontia; Phalangeridae. The record is from RefSeq and is a predicted model, not a curated record. Gene Ontology annotation, biological process: lipid metabolic process. Gene Ontology annotation, molecular function: triacylglycerol lipase activity; protein binding. The transcript has 13 exons. Bases 18 to 1421 code for a protein of 467 amino acids.